AUUUUGUUUACAUUCGAAAAUUUAAUAAAACCGCGGCGGUUGCGAGAGCAAAAUUUAAUUCUAAAAAGUGAUUCUACGAAAGAUUGAUACAUUUUAAACAUUUAUUCGUUUGAGCCAACAGCAAAAAUGAACGAAGCGUACAGUGUUCUGGACGACAAGAAAGAACCCGGUGACGAGGACGAAUUCAUUGGGGCAGCGGAUUUCUUCGACCCAAUCGCUGCCCUGUUGUCCAGCAUUGGCGGCGAAGCGGAAAAUCUGACCGAAGAGCUCAGGAAAUAUGGCAUCAAAUACGAACAUUUGUCCGCGCUGUGCGACGAGGAUCUCAGUCUUUUGGGAAUGAAAAACAAAAAGGUUCGGGAAGAAGUCCUUGUCGAGAUCUCGAGCCUUCCGAAUCAAAUGGAGCAUUACGAUGGGGAGUUGAAAACUCUCAAUACCGGGGAAUACGUUGGUGACGUGCUGGCCAACAUUUCAAGCCAGCUGGACAACCUUAAGGCGCUGCUGGUUCUGACCCAGGUCAAAAUACAUACCCAUCACGUGAACAAUGUCCAGAUAGACGACACCAAGUAUGCCUCGGAGGUCUUGGUGAAUGUGUGCGAGAAACUGACACGCGGCACCAUCGAACUGCAAAACUCGAUGGAGACGUUGCUCGAAGGACGAUCUCCGCAGAACGAAACAAAGGCCAUUCAACGGGUUUCUGCUGCUCCCAGCAAGUGUCCCAUGAAAUUUCUUUUGAUGGGAAGCGUUCUAUUGAGCAGCGCUUAUCUAGGGUUUAAGUACUUCAGAGUGAAACCGUUUUUGAUGUAAGACUGAAAGUUGUUUAAUGUUCCAAAUAAAUAUUAAAAUAAUCGUGCCACUAAGGCCCAUCCAA
This is a messenger RNA of Culex pipiens pallens (northern house mosquito), 868 nucleotides long. RefSeq lists its product as uncharacterized. The transcript is spliced from 3 exons. Lineage: Eukaryota; Metazoa; Arthropoda; Insecta; Diptera; Culicidae. Bases 127 to 804 code for a protein of 225 amino acids. The record is from RefSeq and is a predicted model, not a curated record.